AUUUAUUUUUUAAGGUUGGGAGCUCACUACAGAACAACCAGCAGUGUUGGAACAGAACAGGAAAUCGGGGUUUUACAGAUUAUCAGCCAUGAAAAUUAUUAUGACCCAUUGAGCUAUAGCAACGACAUCGCCCUGAUUAAGCUCUUAAAACCUGCAAAUCUUGGAGUAGGCAUCGGGCUUGUCUGCCUGCCUGAUAUGCUUCACGCUCUCCCUUUUGACAAUUUAAACAAAAAGUGCUGGAUAACAGGCUGGGGUACACUGUCGUCAGGUGGGUCCCAGCCAAAUACACUCAUGGAAGCUGAGAUACCACUGGUCUCCAAGCAACGUUGUCUGAACUCCUACCCUGGAAAGAUUGAUGAUUCGAUGCUAUGUGCUGGCCUGGAUGCAGGAGGAGUUGACACUUGUCAAGGCGACAGUGGUGGUCCACUGGUGUGUGAGUUCAACGGUACAUGGUUUCUUGAGGGUGUGACAAGUUGGGGUCACGGAUGUGCUUAUGCUUCAAAGUAUGGAGUAUAUGCUAAGGUUAGAGAACUGAAAUCAUGGAUAACCAACCAUAUUUAUCAAGCAAUUCCGCCUGCUGUUUCGCCACAGAACCAAUCGGUGUCC
This is a messenger RNA of Porites lobata, 606 nucleotides long. The record is from the annotation of a GenBank genome assembly. Lineage: Eukaryota; Metazoa; Cnidaria; Anthozoa; Scleractinia; Poritidae.